Molecule: messenger RNA, 558 nt
Organism: Orbicella faveolata
Lineage: Eukaryota; Metazoa; Cnidaria; Anthozoa; Scleractinia; Merulinidae
Product: hemicentin-1-like
Source: RefSeq, a predicted model, not a curated record
AUGAUUGCCAGGCAAAUCCCAGUAUCUGUGGAGCAGGUGGAAAAUAAAACCGUCACAGAAGGUGGUGAUGUGGAAGUGACCUGUAGUGUGACUGCAGGUAACCCUUAUCCAACUUUUAUGUGGACAAAUGUCACGUCUGGUAAGCAUAUCAAGGGAAAUCCAUUGAACAUCAGCAACAUCAACCGAGCUCAAGCUGGAGAGUACAGGUGCACUGCAAACAACACUUGUGGAGAGGCAUUUACAGUGAUGAACAUUAAUGUGCAAUAUGGACCUGAAAAUGUCAUCUUAACCACAAAUACAACAAGCAAAUUAGUGUGUACAGGAGUUGUAAUAAACUUCACAUGCACUGCUGAAGCUAACCCACCAGUACACACUUAUUUGUUGUAUGGAAAUGACACUGUGAUAAAUAAUAUGGGAAUAUCAGGAACUUGGAUUAAAAAGAUGGAAAAUGCUGGCCAGUUUGUGUUUAGAUGCGAGGCAAAUAAUUCUAUCCAAGGGAUCGGAAAAAGUGGCAAUACUACAUUGACUGUUGGUGGUGAGUUUGAAGUUAUUUUCUAA